Molecule: messenger RNA, 5683 nt
Organism: Homo sapiens (human)
Lineage: Eukaryota; Metazoa; Chordata; Mammalia; Primates; Hominidae
Gene: RAG2
Product: recombination activating 2
Exons: 2
Coding region: 3458-5041 (527 amino acids)
Biological process (GO): V(D)J recombination; pre-B cell allelic exclusion; negative regulation of T cell differentiation in thymus
Cellular component (GO): nucleoplasm; nucleus
Molecular function (GO): zinc ion binding; DNA binding; phosphatidylinositol-3,4,5-trisphosphate binding
Source: RefSeq, a predicted model, not a curated record
ACUCUCUUUACAGUCAGCCUUCUGCUUGCCACAGUCAUAGUGGGCAGUCAGUGAAUCUUCCCCAAGUGCUGACAAUUAAUACCUGGUUUAGCGGCAAAGAUUCAGAGAGGCGUGAGCAGCCCCUCUGGCCUUCAGGUAGGUCUGAUACCUUCAUUUCUACCAAAGCUAAAAAAUGGGAGCCUAUGUUAGUAAACUUUAAGGGAAUGAAGAUGCCACAUUUUGGCAGUGUGUUAGUCACAAGUGGAUUUGGUGUCUAGAUAGGGAAGGGAUGAGUAGAAUUUGGAAAAUGUGGGGCUUUCUGUUCUCUGGCUGCUUCAGGGAUUUAAUUAUUAGGCCUUUAGAGCACUAUUAUUAAUCUUCGUACAUAAAUCGUUCUCUGGCCUAAGACAGGAAGGAAGACCUAAUCCUGGUUUUACUGCCAGCAGAAAUAAAAUAAUAUAUGCCUCAAACCUGAUUAACAGUGCAAGAUACUGUUAUUCACACAUUAAAUGCCUGAAGUUACUUACAUGAGGUUACUUGCUACUCUGGAGCAAUCAAGAAAACAUGGCCAGCACGGAUCAGCAAGAUUUAAUGUUUCACAGUACAGUAUCUUUCUUUGGAAAAGAAAAAGUCAGUUCAGAUAUUAGGAACUAUAAACCCAGACCUCAUACUAUGAGUCCUUUCAUUAUACUCAACUAUGCCCUAGCAUCAGAGAGAAUAAAUGAAAAUCUCCCUGCUGAAGAAUGUUAGCAUGGGGUUGGGAAAAUUGUAUAUAUUUAUUGGUCCUAUAUUUCUGUCCUUUACAAAGAAUCUUUAAUGUGUUGACCUUGAAGCCUCCCUCAGCUGAAGAACAGGAUCUUAUUCUUUUAAAUCUGCCUGUUUUUAUGUAGCCUAUUAAAAGGAAAAGACUUCAGUAGGUUAUUUUAGAUAUAGUAUAAUCAUUUAAAAACUCUUUUUAAAAACCAAGGUGUGACUAAUACAGUCAUAUUGAAACUAUGGAAGAGAUACAAUGGUCUACUCCAGUGAAAAAUAUAUUCAAGUUGAUAAAGCAAAAUUUCAAAAACCAAAUGUGGCAAAAUCAUGUGAAAACACUUUCAAUGUUCCUGUUUAUUCUUUAAAUGCAUACAUCAUCUGGUUAAAGUGAGUAAUCUAAAAAUUAAUUACUCACACUUGAACCAUGUUACAAGAGGAGGUAAUUCAUCUUAGCAAUAAGAAACUUUACCACUGUUUUUAGGGCCUUGAAAUUAUGAAAUGAGCCAAAAGCAGAGCAUCAAAGGGAAAACAGGUCAAAAGCCCUGUUUCAAAAAUCUUUAGGGGCCUAGACUAAGCUACAAAAAUGGACAAUCCUCCUUAUGUCUUGCCCAAGAAAAUGUUUCUGUGUAAUCUACAAUAAUCAUGUUUUCACUUACGAGAAGCCACAAUUCCUACAGCAACCUUAAAAUGAAACCAAGAGGCGACAAUAAAAACAUUGCUUUAAAACAACUGUUCUUGAAAAAUCCCUUUGGAUCUGGAAUCCAUUACCACUGUAUGGCUUGCCUUGUAUCUCAAUAACAGUCAUCACAGGUGUUUGAAACAAGCAGGCCUUGGCUUUGGUGUUCCCCCCACCCAAAAUGGGACAACUCUCUGAUCAUAAUCACUCAGGCUGAGUGUAAUCACCUACAGUUUUCUGAAGUGAGGGUCAAUAAUGUCUCCUUUUAGUUUCUAUGAAUAGCAUUUUUCAUAGUUGCUCAGAUGCCUUCCCUCAUGUAGGCUUGGGUAGGCCAUGAUAUAAAUAAAACACUGCCUAGAUUAUUUUAUAAGCAGGGCAGUUUGCUGAAUAUACAACUGAGGGAGACAGGCUUGUUUUCAUAACUUUGAUAAUAAUCCUUCUGAGACACCAUUUCCUCACCUGCUUUAAUAACCCACCAGAUAAUUGUUGAAAGAUCACCCCCUUACGAGUCUCCCAAGUAGACUGAAAAUAAUAACUACAAGAGAUUAUUUAGCAGUAAAUUACAGCUGAUCUACAGAAGUUCUUUAAAGCAAAAAAAAAAAAAAACAAAAAAAAAACACUACCAUCUCAUUAGAGUGACCAGAGAUUCUAAAUAGUCCAAGGAAUCUUUGCAGGAGGAAUAAAGAUAAAUUAGAUAAAUUAUAGUAUCAAUUAACAUUUAUUGAGUGUUUAUGUGCCAGGCACUGUUCUAUGUGAUUUACACGUGCUAUCCCAUUUAUUUCUCAAAACAGCCCAGUGAAUAUAUACCAAGAUUAUCCCCAGUUAGACAAAGGGUGACAAGAAGAAUAAAAUAUUAACUAUCUUCUGUUAAUAAAUUAACUACUACCAGCACCCUCAUCAUAUAUGUUUAUCCAAUUCUUUUAGUUCAAAUGUUUAUCUGUCUAUACCCACUGACCUGAUUCCCAUAUCCUAAAGCCCCUUCUCAUCCUCUCCAACCUUAUCAACUGCCAUUACUGGCAGGUGCGUAUGCACUAGACCUUAUUUUUGGUAAAUUUUAAAAUAAUCAUAACUAUCGUCUACUAUAUGCAAAUCCCUGUUCUAAGUACUUUACGUAUAUUCAACUAUUAAUCAUAACUGACAUCAAUAUAUGAGGUUGGUAAAAUUAUUAUCUCAGUUUUCAGAUGAGGAAACUGAGGCACACAGAGGUUACAUAACUUGCCCAAAGUCAUGUAGUUAGUGGCAGAGCCAGGAUUUGAAUCCAGCCAGUAAGCAUUCAGAGUCCACACUCAGCCAUUGUUUAUACUGCUUUUGAAGCAUAUUAAGAAUUAACUCUUAAAAGUCAAGAAAUCUGUGCUAUGUUUUGUUUCCUUUAACAUUUGGUGCACAGGACAUCACACUGCAAACACGGAGUGUAUUCCACAACUCUCUAAGGUAAACAAUAAUAAAAUAGAAAUUUAUCAAGCUUCCUUCAUCUAGUAAAUAUUCUUUUUGUUGUAACACAAGUAUGAAAUUCUGAAUAAUUCAAACACUUCUAUGCUUAGUCCCUGCUUACUUACUACAGAAUUAUUAAAGAAUUACCCAAAAGUUCUUGGACUGGAAAGAUGUGAAAAAGCCACUAACUCUAUUUUCCUAGAAUGAAGAUGAAAAGAAGAUGUGUUUAGGAACCUUCUCUGCUUCCCUAAAAGAACCCUAAAAACAGGAGUAAAAACAGUGAAGAAAACAAAGGACCUUCAAAGUGCACUCGUUAAAACCUAAUAACUGUAUUUCUAUUACUAAAUGUAGAAGUGGUAAACAUCUUUAACAGGCAAUGUCUCCCCUGCACUCUAGGGAUUCAAAGAUCCAUCUUUCGGUUCUGUAAGACAGUCACGGCUUUUGUAACCUCGGUGCCCCCUUCAACCUCCCGCCCCAAGCACCUCCAGGGUCGUCAGGGGUGUAGUUUUGAGUCGCGCUCCUAAGCAUCCAGACAGGCAGGACACCGUAACGACAUCUCUGCCGGGAGUCCCUUCAGACUGCGGUCUCCAGACAAAAAUCUACGUACCAUCAGAAACUAUGUCUCUGCAGAUGGUAACAGUCAGUAAUAACAUAGCCUUAAUUCAGCCAGGCUUCUCACUGAUGAAUUUUGAUGGACAAGUUUUCUUCUUUGGACAAAAAGGCUGGCCCAAAAGAUCCUGCCCCACUGGAGUUUUCCAUCUGGAUGUAAAGCAUAACCAUGUCAAACUGAAGCCUACAAUUUUCUCUAAGGAUUCCUGCUACCUCCCUCCUCUUCGCUACCCAGCCACUUGCACAUUCAAAGGCAGCUUGGAGUCUGAAAAGCAUCAAUACAUCAUCCAUGGAGGGAAAACACCAAACAAUGAGGUUUCAGAUAAGAUUUAUGUCAUGUCUAUUGUUUGCAAGAACAACAAAAAGGUUACUUUUCGCUGCACAGAGAAAGACUUGGUAGGAGAUGUUCCUGAAGCCAGAUAUGGUCAUUCCAUUAAUGUGGUGUACAGCCGAGGGAAAAGUAUGGGUGUUCUCUUUGGAGGACGCUCAUACAUGCCUUCUACCCACAGAACCACAGAAAAAUGGAAUAGUGUAGCUGACUGCCUGCCCUGUGUUUUCCUGGUGGAUUUUGAAUUUGGGUGUGCUACAUCAUACAUUCUUCCAGAACUUCAGGAUGGGCUAUCUUUUCAUGUCUCUAUUGCCAAAAAUGACACCAUCUAUAUUUUAGGAGGACAUUCACUUGCCAAUAAUAUCCGGCCUGCCAACCUGUACAGAAUAAGGGUUGAUCUUCCCCUGGGUAGCCCAGCUGUGAAUUGCACAGUCUUGCCAGGAGGAAUCUCUGUCUCCAGUGCAAUCCUGACUCAAACUAACAAUGAUGAAUUUGUUAUUGUUGGUGGCUAUCAGCUUGAAAAUCAAAAAAGAAUGAUCUGCAACAUCAUCUCUUUAGAGGACAACAAGAUAGAAAUUCGUGAGAUGGAGACCCCAGAUUGGACCCCAGACAUUAAGCACAGCAAGAUAUGGUUUGGAAGCAACAUGGGAAAUGGAACUGUUUUUCUUGGCAUACCAGGAGACAAUAAACAAGUUGUUUCAGAAGGAUUCUAUUUCUAUAUGUUGAAAUGUGCUGAAGAUGAUACUAAUGAAGAGCAGACAACAUUCACAAACAGUCAAACAUCAACAGAAGAUCCAGGGGAUUCCACUCCCUUUGAAGACUCUGAAGAAUUUUGUUUCAGUGCAGAAGCAAAUAGUUUUGAUGGUGAUGAUGAAUUUGACACCUAUAAUGAAGAUGAUGAAGAAGAUGAGUCUGAGACAGGCUACUGGAUUACAUGCUGCCCUACUUGUGAUGUGGAUAUCAACACUUGGGUACCAUUCUAUUCAACUGAGCUCAACAAACCCGCCAUGAUCUACUGCUCUCAUGGGGAUGGGCACUGGGUCCAUGCUCAGUGCAUGGAUCUGGCAGAACGCACACUCAUCCAUCUGUCAGCAGGAAGCAACAAGUAUUACUGCAAUGAGCAUGUGGAGAUAGCAAGAGCUCUACACACUCCCCAAAGAGUCCUACCCUUAAAAAAGCCUCCAAUGAAAUCCCUCCGUAAAAAAGGUUCUGGAAAAAUCUUGACUCCUGCCAAGAAAUCCUUUCUUAGAAGGUUGUUUGAUUAGUUUUGCAAAAGCCUUUCAGAUUCAGGUGUAUGGAAUUUUUGAAUCUAUUUUUAAAAUCAUAACAUUGAUUUUAAAAAUACAUUUUUGUUUAUUUAAAAUGCCUAUGUUUUCUUUUAGUUACAUGAAUUAAGGGCCAGAAAAAAGUGUUUAUAAUGCAAUGAUAAAUAAAGUCAUUCUAGACCCUAUACAUUUUGAAAAUAUUUUACCCAAAUACUCAAUUUACUAAUUUAUUCUUCACUGAGGAUUUCUGAUCUGAUUUUUUAUUCAACAAACCUUAAACACCCAGAAGCAGUAAUAAUCAUCGAGGUAUGUUUAUAUUUAUUAUAUAAGUCUUGGUAACAAAUAACCUAUAAAGUGUUUAUGACAAAUUUAGCCAAUAAAGAAAUUAACACCCAAAAGAAUUAAAUUGAUUAUUUUGUGCAACAUAACAAUUCGGCAGUUGGCCAAAACUUAAAAGCAAGAUCUACUACAUCCCACAUUAGUGUUCUUUAUAUACCUUCAAGCAACCCUUUGGAUUAUGCCCAUGAACAAGUUAGUUUCUCAUAGCUUUACAGAUGUAGAUAUAAAUAUAAAUAUAUGUAUACAUAUAGAUAGAUAAUGUUCUCCACUGACACAAAAGAAGAAAUAAAUAAUCUACAUCAA